Messenger RNA from Bipolaris victoriae FI3, 255 nucleotides. RefSeq lists its product as hypothetical. The transcript has a single exon. NCBI's taxonomy places the organism in Eukaryota, Fungi, Ascomycota, Dothideomycetes, Pleosporales, Pleosporaceae. The coding region runs from base 1 to 255 and encodes 84 amino acids. The record is from RefSeq and is a predicted model, not a curated record.
AUGCACUCAUCGGCCACUCACUUGCACUCUUUUACACGCAUCCCCGCCUCUGACAGUCUCAUUACGACACGGUCCAGGCUCAUCGCACAAUCAUCCUCAAUGGCACAUCUAAAACCCCGAUUACAAACACUGCUGCCCGCGUCUCGCUGUAGGGCGCGCGGGAUUGGUGGAGACGUCGGCUUUGUCAUGUGUGCUGAAAAAUGCCAUCUGACAAAGCCGCUAAUUAGCAAGCCUUGCAUGAACAUGAACCGCUAG